AUGAAUGUUCAGACACUUAAUUAUAUAUUUAUAGUUUUUGUCAUAUAUUUGUUGAAUCAAAAUGUUCAUUCUCAGCUGCAGGUUGGGUUUUACAGCUAUUCAUGUAGCAUGGCUGAGUUCAUUGUAAAAGAUGAAGUCGGAAGAGCUUUUACUAAGGAUCCUGGAAUUGUUGCUGGGCUUCUGAGAAUGCAUUUUCAUGAUUGUUUUAUUAGAGGGUGUGAUGCAUCUGUGCUUCUUGAUUCUACUCCCACAAACACAGCAGAGAAAGACUCUCCAGCAAAUAAACCAAGUCUCCGAGGGUAUGAAGUCAUUGAUAAUGCAAAGGCUAGACUUGAAGCAAUGUGCGAAGGGAUUGUUUCAUGUGCUGACAUAGUUGCAUUUGCAGCAAGGGAUAGUGUGGAGUUAGCUAGAGGGCUUGGUUAUGAUGUUCCUGCAGGAAGAAGAGAUGGCAGAAUAUCACUAGCUUCAGAUACAAGAACAGAGCUACCUCCUCCAACUUUCGAUGUCAACCAACUCACUCAACUAUUUGCAAAGAAAGGGUUAACACAAGAAGAAAUGGUCACCCUCUCAGGAGCACACACCAUUGGCCGCUCUCAUUGCUCCGCUUUCACCAGCAGAUUAUACAAUUUCAGUAGCACUUCAAGCCAGGAUCCAAGUUUAGAUCCCUCAUACGCAGCACUGUUGAAAAGGCAAUGCCCACAAGGAAGCACAAACCAAAACUUGGUUGUUCCAAUGGACCCUUCCAGUCCUGGAACCGCAGAUGUUGGAUAUUAUAUUGAUAUAUUGGCGAACCGGGGCCUAUUUACAUCUGACCAGACUCUCUUAACGAAUACUGUAACAGCCAGCCUAGUGAAUCAAAAUGCCAGGAAUACUUAUCAAUGGGCAAGCAACUUCGCUGAUGCUAUGAUAAAGAUGGGUCAAAUCAGUGUAUUAACAGGUAACGUAGGAGAGAUUAGAACAAAUUGUAGGGUGGUCAAUAGCUAG
Messenger RNA from Abrus precatorius (Indian licorice), 984 nucleotides. RefSeq names its product peroxidase 5-like. The record is from RefSeq and is a predicted model, not a curated record. Gene Ontology annotation, molecular function: heme binding; peroxidase activity. Gene Ontology annotation, biological process: hydrogen peroxide catabolic process; response to oxidative stress. The transcript is spliced from 4 exons. Gene Ontology annotation, cellular component: plasmodesma; plant-type cell wall. Bases 1 to 984 code for a protein of 327 amino acids. NCBI's taxonomy places the organism in Eukaryota, Viridiplantae, Streptophyta, Magnoliopsida, Fabales, Fabaceae.